AUGUCUACCCUGCAUCAAUCCUCUAUCCAGCCGAAUGGACAACCAGUCUCGAAAGAUUUCUUGGUGUCCAAUUGCUCGCCAACUUUUUCCUCAGCUACCGACUCCGAUGAAUCCAGUGAGAGCAAAGGUGAACGUUUGCUGAGCCUAUUCGAACAGCCUGAACCUAGCCACCCAAAGAUAAAAGUCCGAUUCGAGAGAGGAAGUCGUUCAUUUCCAUACACUCGGUGCAAGACUCGAUGGCGAAAACGUCCUCAAGACGAGAUCAAGUAUCUACGUGCUCACACGGCUGAGCUGGAGAACCUGAAGAAUGCAUUGAGCAAUCCAGACACGACACCCAACCAGCUCGAAGAGAUUGGUAGAGAUCGUAACAUACUUCGCGACGACUGCUGCAACCAAAAGCUAGAUGCCGCGUUGAUAGAAAACCGAAAGCUACGUACGAUGGUUGCGGGUUGUUACCAAGUAGCAAAAAAACUUCAAGAUGCAAUUGAUGGACACGCGAGGAUGAAAGCACGAGAAGUAUACUAUCCUACCAAUGCAGCAGCGCCAAACGAGUUAAUCGUCGCCUUGUUGGAUGAAGCUACAAAGCUGUACUGCUGA
Peronospora farinosa is the source of this 597-nucleotide messenger RNA. Lineage: Eukaryota; Oomycota; Peronosporomycetes; Peronosporales; Peronosporaceae. The record is from the annotation of a GenBank genome assembly.